Linum trigynum is the source of this 1324-nucleotide messenger RNA. The record is from the annotation of a GenBank genome assembly. NCBI's taxonomy places the organism in Eukaryota, Viridiplantae, Streptophyta, Magnoliopsida, Malpighiales, Linaceae.
CUAAACAAAAUUCAUAUACCCAUAGUUAUACUUGAACUUAUUCGAGUUGAAAUCUAAUUAAUUAUCGCAAUUUUUGAAACAUAACCGUUGCUCCGAUCCCCGAAGCAGGCCCCCGCUCCGACUUCCACAGUUCCACUAGACUCCAUACCCGAUACCCCACCACUACCGCACAGUGCCGGCCAAAACUAGCCGUUACCCCGCCCUCUCCCUUUAUUCAUCCCCUCAUCGUAGUUCUCCUCAACAAUCGCUUACUCGCCAUUUUCCCUCUCACUGCAAAACCAACUCAAUCGAUAAGUUUCUUUCUCUUUGGAUUUCGGGAGCUUCGAAUUAGAGACUCUGUCUUCGUUUCUUUGGUUAUGGCGUCCAAAACAGCAGCAAAAGAUAUCAUCACGCUCAGAGGCUCCGCCGCCAUUGUCAGCGAGUUCUUCGGCUAUGCAGCAAACAGUAUACUGUACAAUCGAGGGGUUUAUCCAGAAGAGAGCUUUGGCAAGGUGAAGAAAUAUGGGCUUCCCUUGUUACUCACUAAAGAUGAAGGUGUUAAAUCCUUUAUUGCCAAUCUUAAUGCUCAGUUGUCAGAAUGGCUGGAAGCUGGGAAAUUGCAGAGAGUUGUUCUAGUGAUAAUGAGCAUGAAUACUGGUGAGGUUCUAGAGAGGUGGAAUUUCAGCAUCGAGACUGACAACGAAGUUGUUGAGAAAGGGGUUUCAAGGGAGAAGAGUGAUAAAGAGAUCAUGAGAGAGAUACAGGCAAUCAUGCGCCAGAUUGCUUCCAGCAUUACUUACUUGCCAUGCCUGGACGAACAAUGUGUAUUUGAUGUCUUGGCAUACACGGAUACUGAUGUAGCCGUCCCUUUUACUUGGAUGGAGAGUAGUGAUGCCAAACUGAUUGCCAACCCACAAAUGGUGAAGCUUCAUUCAUUCGAUACCAAGAUUCACAAGGUUAACACUCUUGUUUCGUACAAGAACGAUGAAGAAGAAUUGGAUGAUGAAGAGUAGAACCGGAUGAUGAAGAGUAGAACCGGAAUUGUUUUCGAGAUUGGUUGUUUCUUGCUUCCCCCCUGCAUUUUCUGCUGUGAAUCUUUUAUUCACAUCUUGAAAGAGUUUGCAUAAGAGACUGCAGAAAUGAUGAGUGCUUUGUAGCUGUUACAUGUGUACGCCUCCGUGGUCUUUGUAGUGAGAAGAGGAACACAAAAAUUAUGAUUCUUUGCUGUUUUCCUUAUCGCACAAGGAAGAAAAUUUUCCAGUGGCUUAGGGAAUUAGAACCGACCAAGCUGCAUAUAAACUUCAUUUCCUUUUCAUAGAAGGAAUCUGCCGAAAGGAAUUCCAUU